Asterias rubens (European starfish) is the source of this 5412-nucleotide messenger RNA. Its product is annotated as arachidonate 5-lipoxygenase-like. Gene Ontology annotation, molecular function: metal ion binding; oxidoreductase activity, acting on single donors with incorporation of molecular oxygen, incorporation of two atoms of oxygen; protein binding. Lineage: Eukaryota; Metazoa; Echinodermata; Asteroidea; Forcipulatida; Asteriidae. Bases 221 to 2236 code for a protein of 671 amino acids. The transcript is spliced from 13 exons. The record is from RefSeq and is a predicted model, not a curated record. Gene Ontology annotation, biological process: hepoxilin biosynthetic process; lipoxygenase pathway; lipid oxidation.
CAGAUUCCUGGUUUACUGGAGAGAGUUUUUGCAAGCCUUGACGAACGUUGUUGAUCUGAGAAUUUGUUGGCAAACUUUGAGAAAGUAUAACACUUCAAUCUCCAAUGUGCACAAAAGAAGGUCAUCUAGUGACAUUUAAAAGUUGAGUUGGCGAGCUUGAAAAUUUUGUCAAUAUUAGAUUCUUUAAUCAGUAUACGGAUAGACUACACGAAAUACAGGUAUGGGUAAUGCUUGUGUAUCAGGCACUAGUGCACCCCCAGAUUUCGUAAUUCUAGUCAAAACUGGAGACUAUAAGGGGGCUGGGACCAACGCUGAUGUUUACGUCGCGUUGUACAACGAGGACGGAGUAAGGUCCAGAGACAUCCUGCUGGACUGCCGGUGGAAAGACGACACUGAACGGGGGAGCCUCGGUCGUUACCCGGUGACCAAUCUUCCCAACUUCGGGCUAGUCUCCAAACUUGAAGUUUGGAGAAACUCGACUGGACUUGGAGAUAGUUGGUUUCUGGAACGAGUUGAGGUUGUUCCAGAGACAAGUGGAGACAGUUCAGUCUUCCCAAUCCACCGUUGGAUACCAGCUGAUAAGAAACGUGUAUUUGGACGCAAUGACUGCGUCCUUCCUCAGUGUGAUGAAAGAAAAGAUGACCGAAAAAAGGAAUUAGCUGAGAAGAAGAAACUUUAUGAACUAGAAUGCAAGGCAGAGGGGUUGAUUCCACAAGUGAAAAAUUUCCCAGAGGACGAAUCGUUCUCAGAUGAUUACAAGUGGGACAUAGUGAAGAACAAAGCCGGGUUGUUGCUUCAGAGUAAACUCAUUAACUUGCAGACUGAUGAAUGGAAAACUCUUGAAGACAUCGGGAAGGUUUACAAUAAACAUCUUCCAGUUCCUUAUGGAAUGAAUAACUGGCGAUCUGAUCUGGAGUUUGGCUCUCAGAGGUUGGUCAGUUGUAACCCAACUCAAAUCAGACUUUGUACAGAAAUCCCGGACAACUUUGCUAUUACCGAUGACAUGAUAAAACCACUUAUAGAUGAUAUGACGUUACAAGAGGCCAUGGAAUGCAAGAAACUCUUUAUCAUGAACUACUCGAUAUUGAAAGAUCUCAAAUGCAGUUACGAUAGAAAGAUCUGUGCGCCGCUUGGUCUCUUCUACGUCAACAAGUCACAUGACCUGGUCCCAGUUGCAAUCCAACUCUUCCAAGAUCCUUGUGAAGAUAAUCCAGUAUUCCUUCCGACUGAUCCAGAGUAUACUUGGCUCCUUGCCAAGUUGUGGUUCAACAACGCCGAUGCAUCUUUCCACCAAUCAGCGACUCAUCUUGGAUUUACCCAUCUCAUUAUAGAAUCCGUUGCCGUGGCAACGCAUCGUUGCCUCUCCCCAUCUCAUCCAAUCUUUCGGUUAUUGGCGCCGCAUUUUCUGUACCUGAUUGCCAUUAAUUAUCGCGCCUUGGCGAAGCUUGUAUCGGAGGACGGUUGGGUCGACCAGUGCAUGGGCAUUGGUCGCAUUGGAAUGUUCGACAUCAUUGCAAGGACAGCGACAAAAUGGCGUCUCAAUGUUGAGGGCACACUUCCCACUGACCUCAAUAUGCGCGGGGUCGAUGACCCGGAAGUACUGCCAAAGUAUUACUUCCGGGACGAUGCACUUCUUCUGUUUGAGAUCAUCGAGAAAUACGUGUCUGAAGUUGUCAAUGGAAACUAUGAUGAUUCUGAAAAGCUUCGAGAUGACGAAGAAAUCCAAGAGCUCGCUGAAAUACUAUCAAAGCCAUCAACUGAAGGAGGAGCUGGUAUCCAGGGAGUUCAUGGCAAUGGCAAGUUCGCAACUAAUGCUGAGUUAAUAGGAGCUUUGACUGCCAUCAUCUACACGAGCAGUGUGGCUCACGCGGCAGCCAAUUUCUCACAGUAUGACGAAUACGCUUUCCCGCCAAAUUAUCCCUCAAUAAUGCGGGAUGCUGAACCGCCAAAAGAUAAGAGCCCACGCACAGAGCAAGAUAUCGUCAACUGUUUACCCAAUAAAGAGAAAACAAUAAGCAUCAUGGUGGUAACCAAGAUCCUAAGUGAUAGGGGAACCAAUGGUUUGGGUGACUUUGAGGUCGAGUACCAGUUUGAUGACGUCGGGAAGAAGGCUGUGGAAAGUUUUAGGAAGGAGUUGAUUCAUGCUGGUGACGUCAUCGAUGAACGCAACGUCACCCGAGCGUCUCCAUACACUUACCUGCACCCUAAGGAAGUACCAAAUGCCAUCAGUAUUUGAAUUAUCACAACGUCAUACGAGCGUCACUAUACACCUACGUGCAUCCUUGAGGAAGUACCCGGUGCCACCAGUAUUUGAAUGAACACUAGGAACAUUAUGUUCCUGUUGUUGUCAAAAUGAGUCAGUGAACGUUGUUCCUGGUGCCGAAAGUAGGUCAUUUCGUAGGCAUUAGGUUCGCAUUACAUUGAGGAACAUAAACUAACUUAGUGCAUGUACAUGUAUUCCAUAAUAUGGGUCAGCAAUACGCAUUCAAUGACUUUUUAAUUAAACAAAAUCGUAUAUUCACAGCAUUUCAUACGUUUUCAGAGACACCAUUGAGUUUUUCAAAGGUUCAAUUCAGUUUCAACGCCAAAGACAAUAACAGAACACAAUGACCCCUUUGCAACCCGAUUAGAAAAUGCAGUCUUGCGGAAACGUUUUUCAAAUAUUCCAUUGAGUUUUUCAAAGGUUCAAUCCAGUUUGAACGCCAAAGAUAACAAAAGAUAUAAUGAUCGCUUUGCAACCCGAUUAGAAAAUUUAGAUUUGUGAUAGGUCUGCAUCAAUCAUAACUGAAGGUUCGUGCAGCAAGGAUUGCUUUGUGUAUAAAGAAGCACUGUGUAUAUCAAUAGUAGAAAACUCAUUUUACGUGGGUAAGGUAGGUUUAUUGAAUUUAAAGAGUAUCUCAACCAUGAAGAAUGGUUGAAAAACAUGGCAGAAAGAGGAAGGCAUGGGAGACAUUUGAUAUUGAACUGAAAUCAUAUAACUGUACAUUGAACUUGAGUGACAUAACCGUGCAGCCUCCGUGGUCUAGUUGGUAAGACACUGCUCUGGAAAGGUCGUGGGUUCGAAUCCCACCUUAUAUGCCUGUGAUUUCACAAGAAAGUACCAACUAUACUGUGCAGUGCUGACACAUCGGUGUGAAAGGGUUAUACCUGGAGCCGUAAUAAACAGUGUUCAUUAUUUUGUUCUGACUGGUCUUUGCUCAAACAGUCGAAGAUCAGAGACCAACUAACCAAUAUUAAUCCCAUACGUUAUAUAAAGAGGACAUCAUAGGGAAGAAAUACCAGCAGAAAUGAGAUUCGGGACUUCAGAAUCUAUUCUUUAUACGCAGAACCUUUUUAUAGCUCUUUGUAGACCUUUGUCUCAUGCUUCCUCCAUCUUUGUCAUUUUCAUUGUAUCGAAUAACAAAAAUGAAUGCUAACAAUCAUUAUGCAAAUAGGAACCAGACUAUUUCAAGCCUCGGAUUUCUUACAUUGAUAUCAAUGGGGAAUAUUCAAGAUGGCUGCACUUCGAUAAAGUUCUAUAGGGUGACAAACCUUUCCAGCAAAUGUUUACUUUUUGUAAAAAAUAUCCUGACGUAUUGUCAGCUAUUUACUGUACAUACCGUAGUACUAGGUAUCUAGCAUGAAACGCUACCUAAGCGAACGUAUGACUUAUAAUAAGACGUAUAACGUAAGCUGCACUGAAACUGCCUUGAUAAGUAACCAGCCCAAGCUCCUAUUCAUUACUGGUUCUGGGAUUGACGAUUGACAAACGAUCUGCCCAGCGCACAUUGCAUGCAUUGUCCGCUUGACUAAACACUGGCGCUACCUAUAAGCGAAUGUUAUGAUGACCUAUAAUAUGACGUAUAACGUAAGUAGAUUUACGCACUGGGAACUUGCAAUCUGCCCGGCGCACAUUGUCCACUUGACAAUAAGCCAGAAUGUAACUUCAAUAGUUACAUUCAUUUAUAGGUAUAAAUGUGGAAACAAAAGUGAUUUAAAGCUGGUUCACUGUAAAACCAAACUUGAAGGUGGUAAUAUCUUUCAAACUUGGUCUUUGAAGAAAAUGUGCUUCUUUCUUGAAUUGUUAAGUAUUGUGGUCAUAGUGUUUGCUUAUAAAAGAAAUAGUUUCGUAACAAAAUACCAAAAACACUUACAAUUAUUUAACACUAAUGAACAAGUUAUUAGCUUUAGAUUACAACAAAAUAUUUUGUUCAUGUAUGUAUUUUGUUCAUGUAUUUUCAAACACAAGUGAUAAGUCAGAAAUAAACAUUUUGUUUUUCCUUCUCCUGCCCUGCGAUGCACCCCUCUCAGCAAGUUUUUCUGAUUGCUCCUAACGUAAAGUCCUCAUUCUGGGGCCCAUAUUGCCAUUUAUUCGAGUAAAUACCAAACAGUGUAAUUGUGCAAUCGCCGGUGUAAAGCUCCGGACAAUGCAUGCAAUGGGCAGAUCGUCUGUCAUUCAUCGGAGCCAUUGAUGAAUGGAGUUUAAUAGGGCCAGUUACUUUACCAAGGCAACCUCAGUGCAGCAAACGUUAUACAUGUACGUCAUAUUAUAAGUCAUACGUUCGCUUAGGUAGCGUUUCAUGCUAGAUACCUACUUGUACAUUGUAAAACGGACAAAUUGUAUGUAAAAUAUGUACAUGUAUAGCUUUUAUGCCCUUAUUACUAUAGGGUAUGUUUGCGACAAUCAUUGAGAUAAGAAAAACACCGACAGAAGUUAGUUUCAGAAGGAAAAACUAGGACGUAUAGCAUCAGUUCUAUUUAUGAGUUAAGUAAAAACAAAUUCUUAAAAGGAUAAAUACAAUGUACGGAUAUGUUUUUUUUGUUAGCUGCAUAGAUUAAGUCUUCCCCUCCAUUUUAUGUGCUUAUUAUUUUGCUUUAUUAUUUAAAUAUUUUGUACCUAAUGUACUUUGUAUAUAUUAUACUUUUUAGAGUAGUACACGUACUGUAUAAUUAUAUGAAAUAAAUGUUGAUUUGAAUUAAUUUAAAAACCAAAUUAAGCUUGCCCGACGGUAUUAAUAUUGGUUUUUUUGGCCAGGUAUAUCAGCCCAAAACGUUCCUUUAUAAUGUUAAGUAAAUUUACACACCUCAGGCCUCCCGUGUACACCAACGUACCCACCAUGUACACCAACACGUUCAUUUAAUUUGCAAUUUGGCGAAUUAUUGGGCAAAGUUAACAGCGUUGGUGUACACCAGCCCUUAUUGCAUUUUCAGACCUCACAGCUCGUUUUGGUCCAAAGUGCACUCUGUGGCUGUUUACCUGUUUGCAGGAAAUAGUUGCUAUUGUACUUUGCUUUUGAAUGAUACCAUAGGAUUUCCCUGUUGAUUUGCAGAAAACGAAAGAAAGUCGAUUCAAAGUUUUGUUUACUUCCUUGAUUUUUUUCUCUCACUGUUAAUCAUUAACUCAUCCUGCUGAACAGGUCAAAUAAAAUUGUC